Molecule: messenger RNA, 2004 nt
Organism: Striga asiatica
Lineage: Eukaryota; Viridiplantae; Streptophyta; Magnoliopsida; Lamiales; Orobanchaceae
Source: the annotation of a GenBank genome assembly
CCGAAUUUAAUUUCAGCCAGAAUUAUCCUCGUCCCCCAUCCUUAUCCAAAACCCAAAAUUAAAAUUUAAAAUAGAAAAUAAUAAGUAGAUAAAUCCUCAGCCAAUUGAAAUUUUGGCAUAUUCUUCAUUUGGCUCCUUUUAUAAAAUCUGAUUCCACUUGAGACUUCCCUGCAAAAUAAAAAAAAUCCCCAAAACAUCUCUCCAUUUUUGGCGUCUCGUAGAAUCGGUUGCUCGGGAUUUAGGAGGUUUAUGUAUAUGUGGAUAUAAUGUUAUGUGAAAAUCUAUAAAGCUCGUCAGACGCGGUACUCUGUGUUUACUGAUUAUCGUGUAUCCUCCGGAGUCGUCAUUGAGUGAUUGUGGUAAAGGCAGAACAACUGUUUACUUCCAUCAUGAAGUACUUGGAAUAUACUCCUCUGGACCGAAUAAAUGAUUUCUUGAACCAUGUAAAUCUUGGAGAACGUACUAUCAAAGGAUGCCUGGAAGCUUACUCAUGCAAACAUACAGGAACAGAUAAGAAGUUGUCUCUCAGCCUGGAGAAUGAGAUUCUUGAUCACCUUGCAAAGUCAUCUGAUACCGACUCCUCACCAAUUGAAUAUCUUUGUAGUAGAUCGAGCCGGAAGACACUGGUUUAUCUUCUUUUAACUCUUCAUCACAUGUAUCCGGACUACGACUUCAGUGCAGUGAGAGCUCACGAGUUUUUCACAGAAGAAAGCUGGGACAGUUUUAAGCAGAUUUUCGAUGUUUAUAUGUUUGAAGCCUCAAAGGAGUGGCUCGAGGAGAAUGAAGGAGGAUCCCUACUUGAGGCCUUGUACAAAGCCUUAGAUGAGGUUGUAAAACUAUCAGAAUGUGAAGUUUACAGUUACAAUCCCGAGGCUGAGGCAGACCCACUCCUUGAGAAAAGAGCUAUAUGGUCAUAUCAUUUCUUCUUCUACAACAGAAAGCUUAAGCGUGUCGUAAGCAUUCGUUUUAGCUGCUCAAGCAACUUGAUGAGUGAAGGCUUUUAUGAUGACGAGUUGAGUUACGAGGAGGAUGGCGAAAUUUUUGAUGACAUGGACAUGUAAACGAGAAACCACUGGAAGCCGAUCCUUGGUAUUGCUAAUUAAAGAGCUUUUUAUCAACGUACUCUCGUGUAAGCAUAUGGAUAUAUAAUAGUAGGCGUGGAAUGUGUUUUUAUGUAUAUGUGGUUGUUAAUAUUUUACCCCUUUCUUGCUUGUAAACACGGUAGUAAGGCUGCAGAUGACUCGUUGUGCCUGUAUCGAGUUUGAUACUUGAGACUCUGCGUUUGUUUGUAAAGUUUGAGAUUCAGAGGUUGUGAAUGUCAUGAAAUCUUCGAAGUUGGUGGUGUCACAUUUUUUGUCUCAAGAGUUAUAAUUUUCGUCCGAAAAAAUAGGAAUUGGUAUUUGAUGGCUAUUUUGAAAAAUAGCUAUUGUAAGAAUUUAGUAGGGUAUUUCGAUAAGAUGUGUGAGAAUAAGAGGAGAUGUGGAAAUAAUUUUCUUUCAUACCAAUGCUGGUAUCUAGUACAAGUAUUAUGAAAGUUAAAAUAAAAUUUAAAUAUUUGUAUUUGGAAACAAGGUAGCUUAGAUAUAUGAGGGGAAGUUAUUGGCUUAUUUCUCUUCGAAAGUGAAUGUAAGGAUAACGAAUGGAAGACAAAAUAGUAUUUGUCUUGAUUUUACAAUCCCAAAAACACACUGAUGUCUCUUUUAAAUUUAUGUAACCGACUCACUUUUAUAAUAUAUAAUCUAGUUUAAUUCUAAUGACUCUUUAACUUCAGCCUCCAUUUUUGACUUGGUAUUUCUCGAAUGAGCACCAAUAUUUCAACAAAAUCUCAUCACUCUGCAGUGCGCACACAAUCCUUUUCAUUUAAAAUAUUUGAGCCACAAUGGAUAGAAAAACAUAAUAUUUUUUCACAAAUUAUGCUAUUGCAUGCCAUAUACAUUACCAUCCUCUGCUCUUAUCCACCACAUUCUUUCAGAGAAAAAUGGAAAAGGGAGAAAAAGGAAAGAA